ACAGGAUGCGGCCUGGGUAAGGUCAUUCCCACCAGAGCCCCAGAGACGCCAAGAUCUCAAGGGCACUGGGGUACAUAAAGAGACGUGGCACGAGUGAUUUUUAAAAACAUAAAUAUUUUGAAGAGGGAAAAAUGAGGGUCCCUGUAUUUGAGGAUAUACAAGAUGAAACCACAGAGGGAAACAUGGAGGAAGGAGAGAAUGAAGAAGACCAGCAGGUAUUCCCGAAGCCUGUUAUUGAAGACCUAAGCAUGGAGCUGGCCAGAAAAUGCACGGCGCUCAUUAGUGAUAUCCACUAUAAAGAAGAGUACAAAAAAUCUAAGGACAAAUGUACUUUUGUGACUGACACGCCUAUGCUAAACCAUGUAAAAAAUAUUGGUGCUUUUAUUUCAGAGGCAAAAUACAAAGGCACCAGUAAGGCCAACCUUUCCAACUCUCUUUAUAAGCGGAUGCCAGCCACAAUUGACAGCGUUUUUGCAAGAGAGGUUACUCAGCUUCAGAGUGAGGUUGCCUACAAGCAGAAACAUGAUGCUGCCAAAGGAUUCUCAGACUAUGCCCAUAUGAUGGAGCCACCGGAGGUCAAGCAUGCCAUGGAGGUCAAUAAAUACCAGAGUAAUAUUUCUUAUAGAAAAGAUGCACAGGAUACCCAUAUGUAUACUGCAGAGCUCGACAGACCAGAUAUCAGGAUGGCAACUCAGAUCUCCAAGAUCAUCAGCAACGCAGAAUACAAGAAAGGGCAAGGAAUAAUGCAUAAAGAGCCUGCUGUGAUUGGAAGACCUGAUUUUGAACAUGCUGUGGAAGCUUCUAAACUUUCUAGUCAAAUUAAAUACAGAGAAAAAUUUGAUAAUGAAAUGAAGGAUAAGAAGCAUCAUUACAAUCCUCUUGAAAGUGCUUCUUUUAGACAAAAUCAACUUGCUGCUACCCUGGCGAGUAAUGUGAAGUACAAGAAAGACGUUCAAACUAUGCACGAUCCAGUUGCAGAUCUCCCAAAUUUGUUGUUUUUAGACCAUGCUUUGAAAGCCAGCAAAAUGCUCAGUGGACGAGAAUAUAAGAAGCUCUUUGAGGAAAACAAAGGGAUGUAUCAUUUUGAUGCAGACGCUGCAGAACACCUGCACCAUAAAGGCAAUGCCACCCUCCAGAGCCAGGUUAAAUACAAAGAAGACUAUGAGAAGAAUAAGGGGAAGUCAUUACUUGAAUUUGUUGAGACUCCAUCUUAUCAAGCUUCCAAGGAGGCUCAGAAGAUGCAAAGUGAGAAAGUUUACAGAGAAGAUUUUGAGAAAGAGAUUAAAGGAAGGUCAUCGCUGGAUUUAGACAAGACUCCAGAAUUUUUACAUGUAAAGUACAUCACCAAUCUCCUGAGAGAGAAAGAAUAUAAGAAAGAUUUAGAAAAUGAAAUAAAAGGAAAAGGGAUGGAACUUAAUUCAGAAGUUCUUGAUAUUCAAAGAGUAAAACGAGCGUCUGAAAUGGCUAGUGAGAAAGACUAUAAAAAGGAUUUGGAGACUGAAAUCAAAGGGAAAGGAAUGCAAGUGAGCAUAGACACUCUUGAUGUCCAGAGAGCAAAGAAAGCAUCUGAGAUGGCCAGCCAGAAACAAUAUAAGAAAGACUUAGAAAAUGAAAUUAAAGGGAAAGGAAUGCAAGUGAGUGUGGAUAUUCCAGAUAUGCUCCGAGCCAAGAGGGCAUCUGAAAUCUAUAGUCAGAAAAAGUAUAAAGAUGAAGCAGAGAAGAUGCUUCCUAACUAUUCGACUGUGGCAGAUACUCCUGAAAUUCAGAGAAUUAAGAUGACUCAGCAAAACAUUAGUGCGGUAUUUUAUAAGAAAGAAGUGGGGGCUGGUACAGCAGUAAAAGAUACCCCAGAGAUGGAACGAGUGAAGAAAAAUCAGCAGAACAUUAGUUCAGUGAAAUACAAAGAAGAGAUUAAACAGGCAACCGCCAUUUCUGAUCCUCCAGAGCUAAAGAGAGUUAAAGAAAACCAGAAGAACAUUAGCAAUCUCCAGUACAAAGAGCAGAACUAUAAGGCCACUCCGGUGAGCGUGACCCCCGAGAUAGAGAGGGUGAAGAGGAACCAGGAGCAGCUGAGUGUGGUUAAAUACAAAGGCGAGAUGAAGCAUGCCACCACAAUUUCUGACCCACCAGAGCUGAAGAGAGUGAAAGAAAACCAGAAGAACCUCAGCAAUGUUUAUUACAAAGGCCAGCUGGGAAGAGCUACUGCUUUAAGUGUAACUCCUGAAAUGGAAAGAGUAAAGAAGAAUCAAGAAAAUAUUAGCUCGAUAAAAUAUACACAGGAUCAAAAGCAGAUGAAAGGCAGACCAAGUCUGAUUUUAGAUACCCCUGGUCUGAGACAUGUUAAAGAAGCACAAAAUCAUAUUUCAAUGGUAAAAUAUCAUGAAGAUUUUGAGAAGACAAAGGGGAGAGGCUUCACACCUGUCGUGGAUGACCCCGUGACAGAGCGGGUGAGGAAGAACACCCAGGUGGUCAGCGACGCUGCCUACAAAGGGGUCCACCCUCACAUUGUGGAGAUGGACAGGAGACCUGGAAUCAUUGUGGACCUCAAAGUAUGGCGCACAGAUCCAGGCUCCAUCUUCGACCUUGAUCCCCUGGAAGACAAUAUUCAGUCUCGAAGUCUCCACCUGCUCUCUGAAAAGGCGAGUCACUAUAGGAGACACCGAUCUCGAUCUCAGUCCAGCAGUACUUUUGGUACAGGUGUGGGGGACGACAAGUCAGAACUCUCGGAAAUGUACCCUAGCCUUUCAUGCUGCAGUGAGGUAACGAGACCGUCUGAUGAAGGAGCCCCUGUUCUUCCUGGAGCCUACCAGCAAGGCCACUCCCAAGGCUAUGGGUACAUGCACCAGACCAGUGCUUCGUCCAUGAGGUCAAUGCAGCACUCACCAAACCUAAGGACCUACCGGGCCAUGUAUGAUUACAGUGCUCAGGAUGAAGACGAGGUCUCCUUCAGAGAUGGCGACUACAUCGUCAACGUACAACCCAUCGACGAUGGCUGGAUGUACGGCACGGUGCAGAGAACUGGGAGAACGGGCAUGCUCCCAGCCAAUUACAUUGAGUUUGUUAAUUAAUUAUUCCUCCUUGCCCUUUGAGCUUUAUUCUAAUGUACUCCAAACUUAAUCUUUUUAAAAGAUAGAGAAGAUACUUUUAAGACAACUUGGCAGUUAUUUUACAAUAAUGUAUCCUUACUUUGACAGUUAGACACACAGGUACCAGGACAAAGGAAUGACUUCUGGGCUGACCAUGGCAGCAUUUUCAGUAUGCCUGUAAACAAAACCAUCAUGUCUGAGACCUGGUGCUGCUAAUUGUGUCUGUGGUUUCCUUUGAGUGGCUGUUGAACCCUUCUGGGAAAUGUAUUUUUGUAGACUUUAAUAGAGAUGUUGAUUGUCCCUUCAAUGUAAUGAGUAAAUGAAACUUCUUAGCUGUCACUUUGGAAUCACCAGAAGCCAAUUCUGUAACUCAGUUAUGCAGUCAAUAAUUUCAAAACUAUUAGCUUUUGAGUCAUUAGGCAAGUUCCAAUUCGAGUGAAAAUUGCCUAAUAUAAUACAUGUAAGCAGAAGCAGAUCGACAGUCUGGUUGAAGUUAUAGUGAGUGGUGGUCUUAGGGACUUAGAAACUUCUACCAAACAGAGAAAUUUCCUUGCUUCCUAGGCCCACUGGGGUCUAUUUAUUUCUCAUUUGUACCAAGGCAUGUCCUACUCUCCACUUACAUUCUCUGGACCCAAGUAUCCACUUGGGUCCACAGAAUGUCAGGACCAAAUAAUAUCACAGCUACUCUGCAAAGGAUGAAUUUGAAUGUCAUCUAUCUUAUUUCCCUAGUAGCCUUUACCCUGUUGCAUGUCACGUAGGUUCAAACUUCUGUAACAUAGACAGCUGCUCUGCCCAUUCCUCUUAUUCAAGCAAAAAGUGUGGCUGAUGCCUCAAAGCCCUUUCCUCUAGCCGCCAGCUCAUCAGAAAAACAUAUUCUGAAAAGUUGCUUGAGAUUUUCCUGCUGCAUUGCACUCUAGUUUUGAAGGAUUUAUACCUUAGGAAAUACAUGUCUACUCUAGUAAAUAAGUGUUUAUUGAACAGCUUUCAUUACCUUAAUGCCACUGUUGAUAUAAAAGUGAAAAAAAGGUAACAGAAGCCAAUGACAAAGUCAGUGGAAAAAUGGAAUUUGGAGUGUGCUGGGGGGUGGGAUGGAGGGGAAGUCAGAAAAGAAAAAGUUACCAACUCCCCAUUGAGAUGGCCUGAUUUCAUAGAGAUGAAAAUGAUGCUCAGAUUCUGGAAUGGAACUCUAGCCACUAAAACUGGUUCAUCAAAAGACUUCCUUUCCACUUUCUGGUUUUAUUUUCUGAAUCAUCUUCAUGGGCUGAGAUAAGAGAGUUAUCAGGGAUUUUUCAGUGCAGGACCAGCAAGCUGUUCACUAAGAAAGAAAUCAUCAUGUUUUGAUUUUCAAAUGAAUGACUUUGCAGGAUUCCCAGCCAUGAGUUGUAGCCUUUGCUAGCGGGUUCUGACUUUUCAAGGUCACCUAGAGGUUCAGGUCCAUGAGCAGCUGUGCUUUUCUGAGUGUGUCCUUUCUUGUGACCUGCAACAGGGUAGCAUGCAUGUCAAGUCUAAUGCUGUAAUUGUGAUGACAUUGAAACAAAGUCACAAAAAUGUGAUAAACUGUAUGGAUCUUGGGGAUAUCUCCCAUAUAUAACAUGUUCAAGGGAAUUAACAACACAUCCCCAAAACAUCUUUUAUUGAAAUAAUUACAGUCCAAAGACCAAAGCUGCUUCUAUACCUUUAAAAAAUAAGCACAUUCUUUUGAAAAUCUCGUCUUAUUUUAUUAGGUGAAAAGAACUUUAUUAUACUAAAACUGCAUCUAUAUGGCACUGACUUAAAAUCAAAAAGAGAAACAGAUAACUAGAGAUUUUUGGGAAGAGGUUUUACAAAUGAACAAAUGCCCAGCUUGAUUGAUUUUUUUUUUCUCAUAGAAAUGACCAGUCAUGAUUCAAUUGACUAAACCCCAUAUCUGUUUUGAUGUCUUGUGCACAAUCCUACAAUAACUGAACUUGGAAUAUUUUUGCAAAAAUAUCUGUGCAUUACAGCUAUUUAAGCCUGCUUGAUUUCAUGUAUUUAUGUUUUUCCCAGCCAGACCAUGGUUUUGUGAUUAUAAAAAAGAGUAGUUGUUGAUUAAAUUUUCAGACGAAAUGUAGGACAGGUACAAUGUUUUUUAUAAAGAGCACAUUCUUAAGUAGCUCAAAGGACACGGAUUGUGAUCUGGAAAAGUUAUCAGAAAGUGGCAGCUUGAUAUUUCAUGUUUUCUCAUCUACUGAUUUCAAAAUCAGAUUCACUGAAUGUACAAGUCAGUACAUUUUUGGGUAAUCAGUCUUCUAAAAUUUUCAUCUUCACAUAGUGUUUGCAUAGCGAGAUGUUUCUGCUUUGAGUCUCUAGGAGUUAAGAUCUGAUCAGAAUUGAGUCAGAGGGCACUUAUUGUACAAUAAAUUUGAGGCAGAAGACAUUGCAUGCUCUCAAAGUUAUAAUUCGAUAGUGUUUGCGUUGUCACUAAAGCUUGUCAGGAGAGUUAUCAUCUCAGCAGAAAUAUAGGAAUCUUGUAUGUAAAAUACCAAAGUGCUAUUUUUACAGCAUCAUUUUAAAAAACUACAUUCUUGAACAACUUUUCCACUUUCCCUUUGCGUCCUCCCCACCUUCAAUCUGGUGUCAGGUAUCUCAGACCUAGGUACCUCUGACAGCUAAAGAAACGUUAAAAAUAAAGCCUUUAAAAAUCAAGUUUGAGAGGACUGUUGUGAAUGUCCAAGCACAGAGAGCAUGCAUGCACUUGCUUUCCUAAAUCUGAUGUAUUCUCAAGCCCAACCAAAGCACAAGGAGCAGUUUGAUACACUUUUAAAUGGUUCUGAAAACAAAACUAUAAGUGGAUCAGAUCUCUCUUGAGUGAAGUAUAGCAACAGAAUAUAUUACUUUUGUUGUAAGUUUUUGUAGUAAAUGUUUUAACCAAUCCUUGUUCUCUCGAAAGCUUUCUCUUUCUAACCCAUGGCAAAAUGAAUUCUUCAUGUCUUCUUGUUAUUGUGUACACCACCACAGUAUAGCCCAGUUUGAAAUAUUUAUCUGGUUGUUUGAUCCUCAGGGAGGCCUUGCAUCUUAGCAGGCCUUCCUGACCUCCAGACCACACAGGGAUUUGCAAGCACAAUUUUCCAGAGCACUGUGUAUGACCAUGGAUGAGGUUAGGGCCAGCUCCUCUCUUGCCACGAGGUACUAGCUUGAGGACGAUGAAGAUGAGGUUGUGUCUUUUUUUUUUUUUCAUCUUUUUUUCCUAAUCCUCUCUGUGUUGAGCUUUGCAACAUUAGAAAUUAGGAAGAAGAAUUUUCUUAAAAAGGUAAUAGAAGUUCAAGAGAUGCACCUCAUUUUCAGGUUAUCCAUCUCUACUGGAAUGUUUCUAAGGAAAAUAAAAUGUGUGUAAUCUUCAAAAACACAUCCCUACAGAAUGUGGAUACAGUUUAUACCCAGAUGAUAAUACAGAUACAUACAAGAUAGGUGCCUUUUGAUUAUCCUUGUUUAUCUAUUAUGGUCUUGGGAAAAAAACCAAGCUAGCAAGCUUCUGCCUAUUCUAUAGUAAUAUUUUAUUAUACAUGAUUGCUAUUUUUGUGGUGGGAAAGCCCAUUCCUGACAGAUAUUAGUGGUAGUAGUUGAUUUUAUUUUACCUUUAAAGAAUUAGAAUUGGAGAAAAUGUUGACUUCUAUCAAUUUCCGAAAGGUUUUUUGUGGAUUUAUAUAGAGCUGAGUUGUAUAAACAUUAACUUUAGGUUUGGGAUUUAAAAUACUUAUUGUAAGAUAGAAUACUUAUUAGCCCAAAUUCACUACACAAAUUGAACUUUACUUCAUAAAUUAAUUAUACCUUUGCUAAUUGCUUUUGAUCAUCUAAAAGUGGCUAGACUGUGGUGGUUUUGCAUAAUGUGACAUGGAGGUGAGAAAGCUUUAGUGAAGUAAGAAGCUAUCUAAACUGAUUCAAGGAUGCUGAAAUGAAAGUCUCUUUCUGAAGUAUCCCAUGCCCUUUACGUUCUUUUCUAAGAAAUUAACUGUCAACUCUUGAUGGAAAAAGUCAAGACAUGGAAUGACGCUGCUUUGGCCCUCAUUCCAUGAUGCUUUUAGACUGCGGGAAUCCACAGGCUGGAGGGAUCUGUGGCCAAUUUCCUUCCCCAUUGUGCAUAUCACUUCAGUAUAUUCAUGGCAAUCCCGUGUGCUUUUUGUGUUUGAUGUAUGGUAUUCAGUUUGCAUAGUUAUUUCUUUGUAAUCAAGUUGCUGUUAAGAGUGACUUUCUUAAAAGGAAAGGAAAAACUGCACCACAGUCCCAUUCUUCAGGGUGUACACUGAACUGCUGAGCAUGGAGGAAGCAGCACCAAGUGUGUUACUUGCAUGAUGUGGACUGUCGGUCACUUGACCUGGGAUAAAGUGAGGAAAGGAACCAUGGUGCAGUUUGGCUUUCUUUGCUUUGAAAGAUGUAGAAUUGUUGAUUAAUUUGCAAGACUACUAACUUUGAGAGCGUAAUAGUUUUUGAAGGACACAUUUAAUGGUUUUUUUUUUUUUCAAAUGAAGGGGCUUACAAAAUGACACAAUGUUAUUAAUAUAAUUUGGCUUUUGUUAUGCAAAUUGUUAACACCAGCUAUUAAAAUAUAUUUUAGUAGAAAUGCUUUAAUUCAUGUUUUUUUCCUCUACACUGUGAAUCUUUAAGCCUUGGUGGACUAGAGCAACAUCAUGCUGUCCAAAGGACUAACCUAUGCAAACUAGUUCACAUUUUAGUGGAUGUCACAGUAAAUGUGUAAUAAGACCUUAUUUCCCCCUACAUAAUGUACUGCGGCCCUGAAAUAACACAUUAAGCCUAGCAUCACAUGCAUACAGUAUGGUCACUCAAACCCUUCAAGGCUACCAUAAUCAUUAGCAUUAUACUCGUGUAAAAGCAAAUCACUGAUUUCUCUAUUGAAAUUACUUGAACGAUGUCAGAACAAGAGUGACAGAUGGGCACGUUGGCCAUGGCUUUAAUGUGGUCCCUAGAAAUGGUCUCCUAUGAUGGAACUGUGUUCUCAGAUGCACUCUCUUCAGGGUCUUAAGAUUCUGUGUCUUCUUUCUGUAUUUGUAAAACAUUAUAACGCAGUAAUUUCCUAUCUCUACACACUUGGUUUGCUUAAAUAAAUGCAGGAUAUAAAAAAAUGGUUCGAUUUCUUGGCUCUCACCGUGGUUUUUUGGAGCGUGGAUCAUUAGACACAGGCCGUGCACUCUGAGAAUACUCUGAGUAGUAAGUUCAUCAUGACAACUCACAUCAGAUCAUGUCAAAGGUAGGUGUUGACCUCAGUGUGUUUACACGGGUGAAUCAUUCCAAAUGUGUCUUCCUCCCCCAAAUAAACUUAGUUUUAAGUGA
This is a messenger RNA of Tupaia belangeri chinensis (Chinese tree shrew), 8390 nucleotides long. It is a transcript of the gene NEBL, whose product is annotated as nebulette. NCBI's taxonomy places the organism in Eukaryota, Metazoa, Chordata, Mammalia, Scandentia, Tupaiidae. Gene Ontology annotation, cellular component: Z disc; focal adhesion. Gene Ontology annotation, biological process: cardiac muscle thin filament assembly. Bases 132 to 3068 code for a protein of 978 amino acids. The record is from RefSeq and is a predicted model, not a curated record. Gene Ontology annotation, molecular function: actin filament binding. The transcript is spliced from 27 exons.